AUGUUUUUUUUAAUAAUAAAAUUUAAUAAUUUUUUUAUAAAUUUUUUAUAUAUUAAUUUUUGUUUUUCAAUUUUUAUUAAAAAAUUUUCUAAUACAAAUUAUAAAUUUAUUAAUAAUAAUUUUCCAAAUAAUAAUUUUUCAUACAAUAUAUCCAAUCCACUGAACAAUCAACAGAAUCUACUGGACAAUCAACAGUUCAAUACACAGAACCAACAACACUUCAAUACACAGCUAAAUUCAGAACUUAAUAUACUGAACAACAAAUUGAUUAAUGAAUAUAAAAGUGAAAAUAUAAUUGAUAGAAGAAAUUUUAAAAUAAAAAGUGAAAUAUUAAAAGAAUUGUUUGAAGAAUGGGUUAAUAAAUAUUCAGAUGAAUUAGUACCAUUUGGUAAACCAAAAACUGAUAUAGAAUUUAUAUAUGAAAUUAAUACUAAUAAAUUAUUCUAUACAAUUUCUAAUUUAAAAUAUUAUUUCAAUAUUAUUUUUAUUCCAAAAUCAACGGAUACUAGUGAAACUAGUGAUGUAACUGAUGUGAGUGAUCUGAGUCAACCUAGUCAACCUAGUCAACCUAGUCAACCUAGUCAACCUAGUCAACCUACUCAGCCUACUCAAGAAAUAUUGGAGGAUGUAUUGGGAUCAGAAAUAAUAAUUAUGAAUGGUACAAGUACAAAAAUAUUAAAUGGAAUUUAUGGUGAAGAAAUUAAAAAUAAAUUAAUUUCUUCAUUAAAUAUUUUUAUUAAUUCUUUUCAAAAUGAUAUUAACAAUUUUUUAUUAAUGAGUAAGAAUAGAAAAGUAUUUGAUUGUUCUGGAUCUGAUACAAUUUUAUCAUCGGAAGAUAUUAAACAAUUUCUUAAUUAUCAUAAUUCUAUUGAACAAAUUAUUAAUCAUAAUAAUUUUUCCACUACCGGAAAGGGAGCUAAUGACACUUUUAGUACCAUGGGAAAGGGAGCUAAUUUUACAGCUAUGGAGUGUACCUCCGGAAAGGGAGCUAAUUCUAUGGGUAUAAAGUGUACUAUGGGAAAGAGUACUAAUAAGGAUACUGAGGAUAAUAAUAAGGAAGCCCCUUUCGGGGCUAGUACUACUACUAAGGAAGAUCCUUUAGGGGCUGGCCGUGGUACUGACACCGUAACGGAAGACAAAAUAAUUGAAAUAUUUAAUUCAUUAGAAAAAAUAAAUAAAAAAGAACCAAAAGAACAAAUUAAAGAUAUUAUUAAUAAUUUAAAAAAAAAUCUUAAUUUAACUAAUUAUCAAUUAAAUGAACUUUUCAAUCAAUGUGAAAAAAGAGUAAAUAAAGAAAUUGAACAAUUAAAUUAUCAAAUGGAUAAUCAAUUAAAUAAUCAAAUAGAACAAGAUAUGAUUAAAAUUGAUCCAAUUAAAGUUGAACCAAUUGAUGUUGAAGAUCCAUUUGAUAUAAUAAUGAAACCAGAAAAUAUGGAAAAUUCAUUAUUAGUUAAGAAAUAUUAUUCUAUAACUAAAUCACAACAAUUAAAAUUAAAAAAUCGUUGUGAAGAUUAUAUAACAAUAAUGAAGAGUUAUUUGAUGUUAAAUGGUAUAAGAAAUGAAUUGGAAAGAGAAAGAUUAAAUUAUUUAAAUGAAUUUGUAUUGGAAUUAUAUAAAGAAAUUGAGAAACGUACGAUUCAAGAUGAACAAUAUCAACUUGCCAAAAUCAAUCAAAUUAUACAAUGGUCCAUUAAUAAUUUCAAUCAACUCAAUGAACUUAUAAUGAAGAAUAAACAUUUAUAUGAUGAAAAUUUCAUGACAUAUAUUAAAUUAUUAAUUUCUAAAGAAUUAAAAAAUAUCAAUAAAGAAGAAAUGAAUAGACCAGAAAAAUAUCCUUGGUUAUCUAUAUUAACAAUUAUAGAAUUAGCAAUCAAAUCAUUAUUACAAAAUGAAAUUGAAUAUGAAAUGUAUUUGAUAACGAAUAUAAUAUAUCAAAAGAUACCAAAAGUAAGAAAAUAUAUGUUAGAAUUUAUUUUGGCUACUAUCCCAAGAUCUGAUUGGAAAUUCUUUAAACAUUUAAUUCAAUCCAUAACACAAUCAUUAAAUAAUAUACCAUUACAUGAACGUGAUGAGAUGAAAGGAUUACCGGAAUGGAUAACAGAAGCAUGUUAUCAAUUAAAAAAUGAUAUAGAAAAUAUGAUACCAGAUUGGAUAAUUAAUGAAUUAUUAUCAGAUAAUGAUAAAUUAUUAAUGGAAUAUAAUAAUAAUUUAAGAUCACCAAUUUUUAAAUUACAACUUGAAAAUAUUAAUCAAUUAAAUAAUCAAUUAAAUAAUCAAUUAAAUAAUCAACUGGAAGAAAAUUUGGAAGAAAAUUUGGAAGAAAAUUUGGAAGAAAAAUUGGGAGAAGAAAAAUUGGAAGAUAAUUUAUUGGAAAAAAAUAAUUUUAUUAAAAUUUAUUAA
Molecule: messenger RNA, 2400 nt
Organism: Theileria annulata
Lineage: Eukaryota; Apicomplexa; Aconoidasida; Piroplasmida; Theileriidae
Exons: 11
Coding region: 1-2400 (799 amino acids)
Source: RefSeq, a predicted model, not a curated record